Molecule: messenger RNA, 5816 nt
Organism: Anopheles darlingi
Lineage: Eukaryota; Metazoa; Arthropoda; Insecta; Diptera; Culicidae
Exons: 5
Coding region: 264-2162 (632 amino acids)
Source: RefSeq, a predicted model, not a curated record
GCUGCAGAAAAAAGGAAAAAGAAAAGGGACGCCAUCUUGUGAGUCCGGGCCGGUGAAAAUUUUUGGAAAAAGUGUUUGUUCGUUGUUAAGUGGCGCGUUUCGGGGUUCGGGGACACGCAAAACAGUGAAUUACAUGCGGGGAAACUGAUUUUCCCUGAGAAAACGUGGCAAACAGGGUGACAAAUUAAAAAGCGAAAAAUCGAAACCGAGAGCGGCGUGAUUUAGAAGGAGUUAAGGAAAGCAUACACCCAAAUAAUUCACAAAUGAUGGAGAUGUCAGGCCCUCCGAGGGGAGCCUAUCGCGGGCGGGGUGGGCCUCCACGAGGCGGCUACAGCGACCGCGGCAACUCACCUUUUUCCUUCAGAGGACGUUCGCGCGGUGGCGGUCCACCGGGGAUGGGUGGUCCGCGCGGUAUGGGCAUGGGCGGUGGAGGACCACCGAUGAUGCGUGGUGGGGGUGGUGGCCGUGGGGGUAUGAUGCGAGGCGGUGGUCCCGGUAUGGGGCGGGGGAUGGGUGGACCGAUGCGCGGCGGAGGAGGACCUCCGAUGUCCCGUGUUAAUCCGUACGGUGGCCGACCCAUGGGUGGUGGAGGGGGUGGUGGCCGUUCUGGCGGAUACGGAGGAGGACCGCCGGCCUCGAUUGCGAAUGGUUCCGGCAGUGGUGGUCCUCCGGCUGCGAUUGCAGCGGCCGAGAAUGGCGGUGGUGACGCCGGAGGUGUUAAGGGAGGACCGGAGGCGAACGCUGCGGCAAAACCCGUCUCCACCACCGGCGGACCCGCCGGAGGACAGAAUAAUGCGAACGGUGGUGCUGGAGGUGCUUCGAAUGCCACAGCCGGAGGAGGCUCGGGCCAAUCCGGUGCGGCCGGAGCGAGCGCAGCCGAAUCGGAACACAUGUCACCGAAACAAACAAUCAAGACGGCCGAUUCGAGUAGCCUAGCAACGGUUGCCCCGCAAGAGUCGUCCAUUCAAUCGACACACUCUUCGUCCGCUCCGUACUAUUCGUCUCGCGGUAUGGGACGGGGACGUGGUGGAGGUGGGUUCAUGUCGCGUGGUAUGGGUCGCGGCCGCGGAGGCUAUGGAGGCGGCGGGGGUGGCGGUGGUAGUGGUGCCGGUGGAAAUGGAGGCUGCGGUGGGGGAGACUAUGGAGGCCCGAGACCGUUCCGUGGCGGAAUGGGUGGUCGUGGACGGGGUGGCAGUGGCUACGGUGGAGGCGGUGGCGGUGGUGGUGGUGGCUAUGGGGGAAAUUAUGGUGGUCCAAAUGGCGGCGGUGCUGGAGGAUAUGGUGGCGGAGGGGGAAUGGGAGCAGGAGGUGGAGGAAUGGGUUGUGGUAGCGGUGGAAUGGGUGGUAAUGGAGGAGGAAUGGGUGGUGGAGGGGGUUAUGGUGGAGCACCACCCGCAUCCUACAACCCCAUGGGUGGUUACGGACAAAACAAUGGUGGCGGUGGCCCCGUUGGCGGUAGUGGUGGAAACUACGGUCAAGGACCUCCCCCACCCCGACAGUUCGAUAAUCGCCAGGGUGGAAACCCAUCCGCUGUACCGCCCAUUAAACGUGGCGGAAUGCCUGGGGCCGGUGGACCACCGGGAUCGAAGCGUGGCCGCUAUGACGCUGGACCACCAAGCCGUGGCGCUUUGCCCCCGAAAGCGAUGCCACCGCAUCAUGGAUCGGCCGCACCGCCGGUACCCGCUUACAGUGCUCCUCCGCAGCCGAUGGCCAACCACGGGGGCUACAGCGAUCCGAAUGCGCAUGCGCCACCACCACAAAUGGAGCAUCAAUAUCAGCAUCCGGCACCGGCUGCCAAUACGAGCGGUUACGGCAGUGCUCCGGCCCCUCAGUCAGGCUAUGCCACCAAUGGCUACGGUCAGGGUUCGUACGGUACGACGACAAUGGCCAGCACGGGUUACGCGACCACCGGCAACGAGUACGACACAAGCCACUACGAUUACAGCAACUCCACGGCUUACGAUACACGCUACCAGUCGGGAUAUACGCAGGAUUAUAGCCAGGCAUACGGCACGACUGCCGAUUACAGUGCGGUAUCGACCGACACGUACGCUACUCAGCAGUACGAUGAUCGCUCGACCGCCUACAGUGGUUACGACACGCAAGCGUAUUCGCAGGGCUACGCAAAAACUGACCAAUACGCUCACAGCGCUUACUAUUAAACGUCUUGCCGGCAAAAGGCAAAGGGGCCGAAUGGGUCCAAAUCCAAAGUAAUCACAAUAAUAGUACACAGUGAUCAAGGCGGAGGAAGAGGAAAAAGAGGAGAGCGCACGGUAGAAGAUGGAACGGUGAAUAAGAGCCAACGAGAGUCAGCAUAAUGUAGAAGCACCAGUGGGUCUAUAUCUUAUAUCUUAUGCUGCUGGGUAAAACAACAAAACUAAGGCAAACCGUGGCAUUGCACAGGCGCUAUCACCACCUCUCUUCUCCAAUCUACCGGUAAACAAAAAGGCUCUCCCAACGGAUCUACACAAAAUCCGAGACAAAAUGGAAUCCUGAUCCCUCCAACGAUGGAUCAAAAAUCGCGAGAAACCGGAGUAGAAAGAGAGAUCAGUUUGGUCGACAAAUGAAAUAUUAAGAUGAUGACGAUUGGUGACCGAUCGAGAUCGGUUCAUUUUACAGAAUCUAACACGCGAGCGUAAAAACUUUGGUACGGAAUUCAGAAACGAACAUUGCGCAUAUUAAACACUCUUCUCCAACCAUCUUCAAGAGAUUCAACGGCGUUUAAUCAUAAGAAAAGGGCGCAUGCGAGCGUUCAAAAGAGUAGACACCACACACACUAUCAUAGGCAUGGUACACAACGGGGAAAACUAUUGAUUAAGUAGAUCCUCCUGUGCAUCAUUAGCACUACGGAAUGUCCGUAGAACAGUCAGUGGAAAGUUAGGAAGGUAUCCUUUGCAGUACGUGUCAGUACGGAAUGUUUUUCGUAGCGAUGAGUAGAUUAAGUUGUACGGAAGAAAGCCAUUUCACGCAGUCUAGUAAUUAGGAGUAGGAUUAAGUUACAAACAUUUAACUACACACAAACAGUGACAGUUCCAUACGGAAUGCGAUCGCAACUAGUAGUCGCCAUUACGUCUGCGCUACUCUAUUAAUUUUAAAUUUAUUUAUAGUUCCUUUAGUUGGAAUGCUUGAACACAGAGAAAAGCAUGUCUAUCAAGUUCAUUUCAUUAGCAAGCAACAACAGUAACCGAAAGAUAGUGGAUGCAAGUGUGUACAGUUUUAUCAAAUAAGAUGCAAAAUGGAUUACGAAAAUUUUACAAUAGGUAGCGAUAGUAGGAAAACCGAUUAUGAUUGACUACCGAGUGCGAUUUAAUUCGUUUGUUUUAUUAACUACCGGAAACUAUUAUCCGAUCAAUUCAGCCAGUCACAGUCAGUUCAGCCGGAAGUGGUCAGGUGCGCGUGUGUGUAUUUGUGUAGAAUUAAGAAACAUUAUUCAUGCAGAAACAUACAGGCACUAUAAAAGAUAGAAAAUGAAAUGGCACGUCUCACUGGCGGCAGCUAGGAAUGCAUGGCACACAAAACACAAUUCUAAUAUGUUCGAUGGCGAAAAUGGCUGUUGUAUGUGCAGAACAGCAGAAAUAAACUGCACUUGGAAGCGAAGAAAAAGUGGUAGGAAAAAUUAACUUCUUUUGCAGGAUAGUGGAAAAUUAAAGACAGAAGCGCAUCUCUCAAAUAGUCACAAGGAUACGAUCACCAUUGGUCAGAGGAUCACAGGAAAUGGCGGCACAGGCGUCUGUGCGUGUGUGCGUAUUGAAUGUGCUGUAUAGUAAAAACCUAGAAGAAACAUGAAGCAGUAAACUUAAAGAAGAUCUUUAACAAAAGUAAUCCCGAAUAAAUUUGGUAACAACCCAAAGACACGCUAAUUGAGAGAAGGUAAACCGAAGGAGAAGCGUUUCAUUACCUUACGGACCUUUGAAAAGACACACACGACACACGAAACAACAGAAAGGACUGAAUUCUUCUACCCUCUAAUUGAGAAGCUCUUGGCCUUGGUAUGACCUGGCCUGGCAUUACCUGUCGCAUGAUGCACAUUGGUGCAGGAUCUCGGUCUGCGUACCUUCUGAAUACGAUGUAUGGUAACGAGUUUGUUCCAAUAGAGUUCUUCCAAUGUAACCUACCACCCCUGACUAGACAACACUGUCUUCGUCGUCAUCGUACCUGAUGAGCGAGCUGCUAACCAGACAGAGAACGAAAAUGAGAAAAUAAAAUCCCUAAGCGAAGGGUAUUCUGCGGUCUUCUACAAUCUUCCAUACAUACAUAUACAUAAUAUCUAUAAAAAUUUAACUACUCUAGCAGGAACACAUCUUUCGUAGCAAUCCGAUUGGGUGAGCAUCUGACAAAAGUGAUCGAUCGCAACGAUCUCUACUACUAGCGGGAAGUUGGUCGAAAAACGAGGGAAAGCAAAUGAACAUAAGACGGACCCAAUAUGGAAAGCAAAACUCUACAACAAGCAAAAGCUUAAGAAAAAAUUGAAAGAACAAUCUAAGAGCAACGUCGCAUCGUCGGCACACAACCAUCUGAGUUGGAACGAAAAAUUCGAUCAGAUUACAGGGUUCUGAUCCUUGCGUUCAAGUGAAGCAAUCAAGUGAUGAUCCGCGUCUUAUGCAUAUUGAUUUUCGCAACAUUAAAAUAUACAUCAAAUGAAUACGACUUUUAGCAGUGGGAAGGGUUGGGCUCAAGAGAAAACUACUGCUUUUAUAUAUUUAUACUAUAUCGCUAGGGGUUUCUGCACCCUUUUUGGGUCGGGCUACGUCUACUCUAGCGUUUGGUUUGUGAUCAAGAAACCAAGAAUUCUAUGCUUCAACAAUUUCGAAUAGAAAGUAAGCUCGAUAUCGGGGAUUCUUAUAUUAAUGACGAAUGGAAACCGGAGAGACAAAAAAGGGGAUCAUUGGCGUGGGUUAUAGUGUUAAGCAAAGACGGUCGACUCAUCGAAAGGUAAUUAUGAAUCAAUGCAAUUACAUGUCUCUUCGUGUAUAAUGAUAACUUUGGAGGGAAGGGGCAGCAACAACCUAGACUGAUGCUAUUCUACGAUAAACGAAACUACAAUAAGGAAAGUUGCUGCUGCUGAGGGAUUCACCAUCCCGCGGGAUGGUGCUAAAGCAGCAUAACUACCUAGCAUGUAAAGCAUUGGGAUGCUGAAAUGGAUUCAAUUAUGAUAAAGAAUGAUGUAAGAUGGUAAGAGGUUGAAAACCAAUAUAAACCUUAAAUGGGAUUUGGGGAAGGGUGCGUAUUUUCUGCGUUCGGCGUCGGAGGUUGGCCACCUCUAGACGGUCGCGGUUUACAACGACCCAACAAGCGAAUACCGGAGAACAUUCCAUCGAAGUAAGAUUAGAGGCGAUCGCACGGAAAUAAACAUUCCUGCAGAAGCGAUAUCGAUCGGAUGGUGGGUGAUGAUAAUGCAACAGAGAGCACCGGCAGGUAACGAUCCUUGGUUGAUCUGUAUGGUAUUGAGUAUGAUAAGAUAUACAUAAAUGGUUUUUCGUUGACUAACGUAAGCCCACGGAAAUGGCAAAAAAUCCGAGUAUGCCACAGCAUUAACAAAGUUUGCUGUAUUUUGCAUUAAGUAUUAAGAUGAUGAAAGGGGAGGGUAACCAAAGCGGCGCUCCGCCGGGGAGGAUAGGAAUUGUUUUUGGGGAAUCCGAGGUGUGGUUCUUCUACGGACGUGAGCUUGGUAUGUUUUAUUUCAGCGUUCGACUAACCUAGCAUUAUCUAACAGCGGGUAAGCAUGACUAAAUUAGUUUCCAGCAUCCUGCAGCAGCAUCUUCCCUCAUCCGGCUCAACGUUUGUUGUUUCAAUAAAGUAAAUAAUGGCAAUAGAAU